AUAGUGUGUGUAUGUGGGGUUGUAAUCUUUUUUUUUGAAUCUUGUUUUUUUUUUAAGGAAUUUGAUCCCAUAAUCAUGUCAGCUUGUGGGUGGAAAGGAAAGUUCUGGGAUUUCUUCAGUUCAUGCUUUAGAUGAGAUUCUGAUUUUAUGUUGGGUUCUUGAAAUUUGAACCUUGAAUUUAAUCUUUUUUCUUGACUGGAUUUAAGCUUCAACUUCUGCUGUGGAUUCAACUUGUGUUUGGUCUAGUGUCUGACUUGAUAUGAUUGUAACUAGUGAUUGUUGAAACUCAGAGAUGCUACUUCUUUUAGUCAGGGAUGUAGAUAUUUCAUGCAUGUUCUUGGUAUUUUGUGUUGCUUGAUAUAUAUAGUCUUGUGGUUAUUAGCUGAGUGGUGGAAACGAUGUGUUAAAUUGUCAAUUGAAAUACAGACAUAUCAGAGGGCCUCUGCACUGUGCAUGCCUUCUAUGGUAAUUGCUUAGCAGUCCAUCUUGCAAUUGAAAUGUGAUUUUUCCAAUACUUGUCUGCUUUCUUGUUCACAUUGUUAAAGAAUGAGGGGAUACAGCCACCGGUGGAGGUGUUGGGGAUGGCAGUGUUGCCAAAAUUUCUGUUUAUUCACCAAGAAUCUCUGGUAGCCGGAUAGUAUACGUCUGCGGUGCACCGAUUAGGAUGGAUGUUUUGUAAAUGCCAAUCAAGAAAAGGAUUAGAUGCUCAUGAAGGAUCUGAUGGAAGACAAGAAACUGAAUCUCAAUCAACCACUUUUAUCAGUGAGACGACACUCAACGAUGUCGAACACACAGAAACUUGAUGAAAGAAAAGUUGACAGUGCUCGGCCUGUUAUGGGUCGGAUUCCUCAUUACAGAUCUGAACUGAAAUCUGGUCCUGUUGGGAAACCUGGAGCCGUGCCUUUUCAGUGGGAACAGGCCCCCGGACGACCAAAAGAAGAGAUAAAAGCACAAACCCGAAACUGUAGUAAACCUCUGAUUUCCCCAAGGCUUCCUCCGGGGAGAUGUCCAAAGGCUAAUUCUCGUCUAGUUUCUCCCAGUACUAAUGACAACAAGAUCCAGGAUGUAAAUAUUCAUUGUGACUCCCUGAUUGCUCUGUCUCUGGAUGAAAGCAUUAAAGGUUUCGGGAGCAGUAGAGAGACAAUAGAGGAGGGUAAGAGUUCUGAUUCAGGAGAUUGUGGUGAAGCAUAUGUAGAUGCCCUUGAUACACUAUCUAGAACGGGAUCGUUUUCCUUAAACUGUAGUACAAGCGGCCUAACUGGCAUGGAUGAUUUAGAUGCAAAGACAUCUGGUAUUUUUUUGACGGAUCCACAAACUCAAGACAAGUUUCUCCCAGCGGUAAAGGGAGUAUCUAAGACACCUCAAUAUGCACCACAAAAGCAAUCAAUAGUCGACAAGCAACCGCAACAAUUUAAGAAAAUUGUUAAACAAGAUGAGUCUGCCAUCCAACAUGGGCCGAGUUUUGCAAAGCUCUAUUCCCAUCACCAAAACAUCAAAGACGAAGCAGAAGAAGAAGAGAGCAACGAUGACUGUCAUCAACAUGGAAAUUUGUCUGCAGUUUGUUGUUUACUGCCCCGACUUUGCUUAAAUAGUUCAGUUUGCAUUUUAAAUCCUGUUACGGCGAUGAGUAUGACAACCCGACUACGAAUAUCUCGUGCUAAUAGAAUACGACCUACAUCUUCAUCAGCUGGUUCUUAUGCCAAGACUGAGGAUCAGUGCAAGUCUAACAUCUCUGAGAUAAAACCAGUUGGCAAACUCCGAACAGCUGAACUCAAAGAGAAUAAGACCAGUGUGAAAAGUGAGAGUGGUCAGUUAGAAAGCCAUAACACGUUAGCAUAUUGUGACGAACCUCUGUCAUUUCUUGAAGAUACAAAGCACACAGGGACUCAGGGCUAUGAAUCGUGUGAGAAGAGCUUCAGAACUUUUAAGGAAUUAUUGGCUGAUGAAGGCAGUCCAAAAGAGUUAGAAUCAGGAGGUGGUGUUGUUGAGAAAACUGUCUAUGUUGAUACUGUCCAGGACGUGGAAGAUAUGAGCUCUUGUUCUCCCAAUACACAAGACACUGGAGUUCCCAGAUCAAGAGAAGAACACUAUGAUCUUAACGCUAAAAGGAUAGAUCAAAUGCACGUAAUGGAAUCAUCUCUUGAAGAUUUCAAGAUGUUGAAUACAGCAGAGGGGGAUGCGAAACCCAAUGGUGUAUCUUCAAAUGAUAAAUCAAAUGGAAAAAGCAGGAGGGGAAUGCCUACUGCUUUUGGAGAAAAUCAAGAACCAAACCUACAUUCAACCACAACAGAAAAUAUAGAAGUCACAGAAAAAGAAGCUACUAAGUAUGUACAAAAGCAGCCACCAAGAGCUACAACUCUUGGAAACUCCCACGCAAAAUACUCAAAGUUUCCUGUUCCUCCACCUCUACCUAAAUCACCAUCUGAUUCUUGGCUUUGCCGUACUUUGCCCUCCAUAUCAUCAAAGAAAGCAUCCCAACAUUCCAAGGCACGUAGAGGGGAUAUUAAGUGGGAAGCAAUGGUUAAAUCUAAAAAGGUGCAGCAUCACAACUUACAUUACUCUGAGGACCUGUUGACUCCUGCACCUGAAACUUAAGCGAACCCAUACCAAAAUAGUCUUGCAGCUCAUCAUGCCCAUCUUUUGGCAAGUCCAUCGCUUGAUACAAUAAGGUUGCCAUAUUUCUCUUUAUAGCAAUGAGUUGGUACGAGGUCAUGUGCGUGCGAAGAAACAUGAGAUGAAAUUGCAUUAAGUAGAUGGCUAAGGCCUUGUAUAUGUUCACUAGUCCUUGCCCUAAAUCAUGAUCAUUUGAGACUUCUUGAAAAGGUAGCAGAGGGACAUACUCAAGAGCUCUUCCUCCUUGAGCUAUACAUACACUCACACAGCACGUCGUUAUCGACAACUUUGUUACAUGUGAAUUUUUGAAGUAUCUAUUUAGCCCUUUUUGUUGCAUCUCA
This is a messenger RNA of Sesamum indicum (sesame), 2954 nucleotides long. Its product is annotated as arginine N-methyltransferase, putative (DUF688). Lineage: Eukaryota; Viridiplantae; Streptophyta; Magnoliopsida; Lamiales; Pedaliaceae. The record is from RefSeq and is a predicted model, not a curated record.